GACGGAGGCGAAGAGACUCAGGGAAGGACUAGGCUCGGAGGCGGGUGUUCGCUGGUGGCUGGCAGGCAGCCUUAUGUCAUGUGACCGGAAGGAUUCCUGACGGACGCCGUCCCUCCUCGGCGCCGCCUGAGCGCCCGGCCUGACCCCGGCCAUGGGGUGCUGCUACAGCAGCGAGAACGAGGACUCGGACCAGGACCGAGAGGAACGGAAGCUGCUGCUGGACCCUAGCAGCCCUCCCACCAAAGCUCUCAAUGGAACUGAGCCCAACUACCACAGCCUGCCUUCUGCACGCACAGAUGAGCAGGCUCUGCUCUCCUCCAUCCUCGCCAAGACAGCCAGCAACAUCAUUGAUGUGUCUGCUGCAGACUCCCAGGGCAUGGAGCAGCAUGAGUACAUGGACCGAGCAAGGCAGUACAGCAACCGCUUGGCUGUGCUCAGCAGCAGCCUGACCCAUUGGAAGAAGCUGCCACCGCUGCCAUCUCUUACCAGUCAGCCCCACCAAGUGCUGGCCAGUGAGCCCAUCCCCUUCUCCGACUUGCAGCAGGUGUCCAGGAUAGCUGCUUAUGCCUACAGUGCACUUUCUCAGAUCCGUGUGGAUGCAAAAGAGGAGCUGGUUGUACAGUUUGGGAUCCCAUGAAGAGAGGGGCUCCUUGGACAGCUAUUUCUUCUCUCUUCACCUCGUCUCCACCUCACCUCCCCUGGCCCCUAGCCUCACUGCAGCACAUACAGUACCCUAACCUGCUACUAAUCCUGGAGAACAAUGUGGAGGAGGAGAGUGAGGCUGGAGGCCUGAACAAGUGAGGAUGGAGCAAGGGAGGGUAGUACUGUUUGAAACUGGCCUUUGAAGCCCCAGCCAGGGGUGGUGUGAGGCCAAAAGAAUGGUAGGUCUUCACAGUCACUGAGAAGGUGGAGGUACCACUCUGGGGGUGAUCAUCAGGGGCCCUCGGCAGGCCCUUUCCCACCCCUUCUCUGGGCCUCAGAUUCACUCCUGUCCUCCUUUCCCCUGACUUGGUGCUUACAUGCACCUCACUAGGGUUUGUGACUAGGGUUUGGACGAGCUUGAAUUGGAAUGAAUUCCUGUUUCUAGCACCCUGGGUUUUUACAUGUUGGUCUUUUGUUUUCGUUUGUCACCCUCGAUAAAGGAAGUGUAUUCAUC
Chrysochloris asiatica (Cape golden mole) is the source of this 1156-nucleotide messenger RNA. It is a transcript of the gene LAMTOR1, whose product is annotated as late endosomal/lysosomal adaptor, MAPK and MTOR activator 1. Gene Ontology annotation, cellular component: Ragulator complex; membrane raft; late endosome membrane. Gene Ontology annotation, biological process: endosomal transport; cholesterol homeostasis; positive regulation of TOR signaling. NCBI's taxonomy places the organism in Eukaryota, Metazoa, Chordata, Mammalia, Afrosoricida, Chrysochloridae. The record is from RefSeq and is a predicted model, not a curated record. The transcript has 5 exons. The coding region runs from base 152 to 637 and encodes 161 amino acids. Gene Ontology annotation, molecular function: molecular adaptor activity; guanyl-nucleotide exchange factor activity.